UAACAGUUAAAAAAAUGAUCAUGGAUAACCAUGCUUGUUUGAAUGAAGACGAGCUCUCCAGUGACACCAGAACACUAACUUGUACAGAGAAGAUGAAGCUUUCGUCUGAAAUCAUGGCAUUUGAAAUAAGUGAGCCAAAAAGCCAGAAAAGGUUUUCCAAACGCUGUGUAUGGACUAUGAUUAUAGUGUACCUGAUUGUGCUCAGUGCAGGCUUUGGAAUAUUGGCUUACAAAGUAUAUGAGAUAUACAAACAGAUGGAUCAGAUAAGAAAAACCCACCCGUCUUCACCAGAAAAACUGGUGAAUCACUAUUCCAAUGAGACAGAACAGAAGGAAACAAACUUCCAGAGAGAGGGAGGAAGCUGCACCAGAAAUUUAACAGAAGAAAUCCACCUAAUGAAGCUGAGCAACCAACAACUGCAACUGAAAAUUGACAGUGUUACAGAAAAAUGUGAAGACAAAGGUAUUCCAGGACCUCCAGGUGCCAAAGGAGAAAGAGGAGUUCCAGGGACAAAAGGUGACAAAGGCAAUAAAGGUGAUAAGGGUGAAAAAGGAGAACCCGGCUUAAGAGGAAGCAAAGGGGAUCCAGGUACUGGACUUCCAGGACAAAAAGGAGACAGCGGAUUUCCAGGAAUGAGUGGGCCUCCUGGUUCUAAGGGAGAAAAGGGAACAGCAGGACCAAAGGGAACCAAAGGAGACCGAGGUAUCCCAGGUGAAAAGGGAGAUGGAAGUAAUCUUGCUGUUCAUGGGCUAAAAGGUGAACCAGGAAUAAAAGGAGACAUGGGAGAAAAGGGAUCUCAAGGCUCUCCAGGAAUUCAAGGAAAACCUGGUGAUAAAGGAGAUGUGGGGCCAAGAGGACCAACUGGUGCUUCAGGGCAGAAGGGUGACAAGGGUGAACAAGGCAACGAUGGUAUGGUGGGUCUCCCAGGAAUUCCUGGAGAAAAAGGCAUGGCUGGAAUUAUGGGUCCACCAGGACAUCUUGGCUUAACGGGUGCACCAGGAAAAAAGGGAGAGGAAGGAAAAAGUGUAACCGGGCUCCCAGGACUGAAAGGAGAUCAAGGGGAAAAGGGUAACAAAGGUGAUCCUGGCCUCACAGGAAGACAAGGGCUGAAGGGGAAUCAGGGAACUCCAGGGAGCAGAGGUCUGCCUGGAGAAAAAGGAAGUUAUGGACAGAAAGGUGAACCAGGAGCAAAAGGAGAAAGGGGCUUUAUGGGGCCUAGAGGAUCUCCUGGGAUACAAGGACCUAAAGGUGAAAAGGGCACUCCAGCACGAAGUCCCAACAUAAGAAUUGCUGGAGGAAGUAAUCGGGGCCGUGUUGAAAUUCUACAUGAUAACCAAUGGGGUACAAUAUGUGAUGAUAACUGGGACCGAAAUGAUGGAACGGUGGUUUGCCGAAUGUUAGGAUACAGUAGGGCAACCAGCACCUUCACUGCAACUGCAGGCACUGGAAAAAUCUGGUUGGAUGAAGUGAGCUGUUCAGGAGCAGAAAUCUCCAUUGAUCAGUGCAAUAAAGCCUCCUGGGGUGUACAUAACUGCAAACAUAAUGAAGAUGCUGGUGUAGAGUGUUCCUAAUAGCAGAUUGUUUGCCACUUACGUCUGUCAAAUACCUGAAUACUCAAUGAAAUGCUUCUGCACUGCCAUUCAAUGGGAUGGGGACGUAUCUCUGGGCUAGUUAAGCACUUCAUUAUUUUUUAAUCCCACUUUACCCAUAGAUUGCUAUAAUAUCCUUAAGUGGCAGAGGGUCAACAUCCGUAUCUGGCUACAUUAUUAGAAUUAUAACACUGUCAAAGAUUGGUGCAUUAGCUAUUUUUUAAAGAAAUCCAAAAAAGACGAUAACUUGAAAAUAAGCCAUGCUGGGUUUGUAAUCUGAAUGAAUGAAUUUCCUUUGUUGGAUGCUAUGAUAUUGGAAUAUUUAUCAUAUAUUAAAUGUACAUUGUAGACACUCCAGGUGGGACCUGGGAAACUGUUCGUAGCUGUUGUCUCUUAUACCUUUAUACGUUAACCAUGUUCUUCGAGCCUAUUUUUUCAUGCUGAAUAUAUA
This is a messenger RNA of Eublepharis macularius, 2040 nucleotides long. It is a transcript of the gene MARCO, whose product is annotated as macrophage receptor with collagenous structure. NCBI's taxonomy places the organism in Eukaryota, Metazoa, Chordata, Lepidosauria, Squamata, Eublepharidae. The record is from RefSeq and is a predicted model, not a curated record. The transcript is spliced from 19 exons. The coding region runs from base 15 to 1571 and encodes 518 amino acids. Gene Ontology annotation, cellular component: membrane.